AAAACGGAUUUACAAGAACAGAAAUUAAUAAUUUUGCGGCAGUAUCAAUCAAUGAUCAAGUUGGAAUGGAUGCACCUUGAAGGAUGCGGCAGUGGCUCGACUUGUGCGCAUGUCGUGCAAUCUACCACCAGGGGUUACGCUCCUACCUCCUGGACGAAAUAAACUUGCGUUUUACGCGUCGAAAGUACACUGGUCCACGAAGAAAAAACACAGAAAAAAAAUCCGAAUUUCGUGUUACUGUGUAAUUUCGAGCAUACUUAACCAAGAGGGAUAAUAUUUCUUCUUCAAGAUCCUUCGACUUCGUAUGAUACCAUUUCUCUCGACAAUCAAAUCUUUCGCUUUCAGCCAAGCGAGAAACAGUGAAAGUUAUUGAUUCUCAUUGUGAGCUACGUUUUAGUAAUAUUCUGUGCUCCUUUUUCUGCCAGUUUCAGGAAGAAUAUUUCCAAGUUUUAUUAUAAAUUAAACAAAAUGAAAGUGGGACUGUUAAAAAACUUUUUACACUAUUUCAACUUGAAACAAGGCACAGUGUUAAUAGCUGUGUUUCAAUUGUUUACAUCAGGCUUCAGUAUGAUAUUUUUCGUGCUCGCACUGGCACAUGCAAUGGGAAUUCAAGAAAUGGUGGUAAGAGAUACAGAAGAUGCUCUGGAGAGAGAAGCUUUAGAAGACAUAUCCUCUAACCACCUUAAUACUAGGAAAAUGGAUAUGGCUCAUCACAAUGCAACUGGUGCUUGUAAAAUUAUAGCCACUCAGCCAAUCCUGCGAAUAGCAGAUUCUGUCGAAUUCCUGUUAGAAGAAACGGUUUACUCGAUGUAUUGCGGACUUGUCAUCACGGUGAUACAUUUUAUAUCCACUAUAUUGCUUCUGUACGGUGCGCUAACGAAUAAUCGUCACUUCAUGGCGCCUUGGAUGAUGGUCAUGAUGACUAUAAUAUCAGCGUUGACAAUUUCCUUGUUCCUGGUUGAACAAGACUGCCCCUUUAUCGCUACCCUUGGUGGUAAAGCAGAUAUUUGUGAACGUACGUAGAUAUUUUUUAAAUAAUUCUUUUAUAUCACGUAUGCUUGAUAAACUUCAUUAUUUCAGGUAUGAUCGUUCUGUUUCUCGUAAUUACCAGCUCAUACGUGUGGUUUGUCGUGUACAGCACUUACAAGAGUCUCGAGACGAAGAAAGGAUUAACUCACAUUCUUCACGGCGUAAAGAAAAAGCCUGUAGUUCC
Osmia lignaria (orchard mason bee) is the source of this 1213-nucleotide messenger RNA. The record is from RefSeq and is a predicted model, not a curated record. Lineage: Eukaryota; Metazoa; Arthropoda; Insecta; Hymenoptera; Megachilidae.